Penaeus chinensis is the source of this 4325-nucleotide messenger RNA. RefSeq lists its product as uncharacterized. NCBI's taxonomy places the organism in Eukaryota, Metazoa, Arthropoda, Malacostraca, Decapoda, Penaeidae. The record is from RefSeq and is a predicted model, not a curated record. The coding region runs from base 215 to 760 and encodes 181 amino acids. The transcript has 6 exons.
GCGGAUGUCCUGAAGACUUCCUUAUUUUCGCCUCUCUUCUGCACGGACAGCCUCAUUUGGAGUGCGUUGCGGAAGUGCGAGUUGCCAGGCUGGGGAGGUCAGGCAGGUGUCGUUGGGACGUUUUGAGAGCUUGUAUUAGAUUCACCAAUGAGCCUUACAGACGUGAGCAAUGCGUUGUGCAUGAGAAACAACCCAUAGCCUCCUCAAGCGUGUCAUGGAGGGCUACCCUUCAAAGGCACAAGGGGACGCUUUUGAUCAGGGGAAUCCCUCUCAACACUUUGGUUCAGCAUCAACAGCCGUUCCUGCCACACAGCCCAUUAACGCUGCCGUGACCUUUAUAAGCCAGACACACUCCUCCUCUGGACAACUAGAGGAUAACGCAGGAGUAAUGGCCACCCCAGGGACAAGCCUCCAAGACGACUUCAGGGGCGAAGCAAGUGUGGUAGGGAGCACAGGACGUAAGAAGAAGAAGAAGCAGAAGAGUGGUGAGGAGGCUUCGGGAAAUUCUGCCAAACCUGACCUGAUGGAAGAGGAUGAGCUCGUUGAUGCUGCGAUUCCAAUGCUAGCUGAGAAUCAGGGUGUAGAGGAGCUGCUUUAUCCUGCCUCACUGCCUCCUGCAGGUGGGACGUUAGUUGGGGGUCAGUACCUGCUGAACAAUGCCCUUCUGGAUCAGAUCCUUGCUGAGAAGAAAAUGCAACUCAUGCAAAGUCCAGAAGUGAUGGAGUUCUUGAAGAAACAAAUAGGAAUAGCGAAGAAAUGAGAAAAAUCUGCCUUGUUAGAUACAGAUGACUUUGUGUGAGAAAUUUUAUUUUAUUUUAUUUUCACUGUAUAGCUUUGCUUUUCAUUUAUAACUGGAUAAUCUGUUGGUAAAUCUUUGCUUGGUGUCUGAUGGUAUUGGUUAUUUGGAAAUAAUCCAAAAGAUAGCCGGUACAUUUAAUGGGGCUAUCCUGGUUUUUCUACUGUUUGUCAGUCAUAUUUAUACAACUUGACUGGGAUACCUAUGGCCAGAAUUAAGAUUUUUUUCUAAUAUAUAUUAUUUUUUGUAGUUAAUUCCAUUUUCACUGCCCUUGACUUUGACUGCCUUUAAUAGUUCUUUUUAUAAGACAUAAAUUUACAAAGAGGUAUGUACAUAAAAGGUGUUUGUGCUUCUUUCAAACAAAAUAAUACUUAUUUUUACUUUAAAGCCAACAGUUUUGGAUCACCUUUUCAAUAUUUUAAUUACCUUGGUGAUAAACUCAUGGUAUAUAGAAGAAUUAUAAUACAAUUGAAAUCACUAAUACAGUUUUUGCAACCAAGUUUGGAAAUGCGAUCAUAUGAAAAAUUACACCUCUAUGGUUAGAAGUUUGUAUAACUCACUUUUGGCUUUUAAACACAUUUUCCAUUUUCUAUGGUUUUCAUGGUCAAAUAAUACAAUAAGGUCUAUUUUUUCUGAUUUUAUUGCAUGCAGGAUUACAAUAUGAACAUUGGAAGGCUCCUGGUCCCUUCCUUCUUAGUUGGGACGUCAUGAGGCAUCACCUCACUCAUUGCUGCCUGCUUAUCUAUGGACAUUAGCCGUGGGUGAGGGUACAGGCUUGUUGAUGUACAGGGAUUCUAGACUCUUUUUGCCAAGCAUAAUUUCUUCCUGUUACAUAACACUGGCUCCUUCCACUUUGCCUUAGUAUGCCUCACAAAGCAUAGGAUAGAAGGCAUAAUCCUAAGUCUGGUGUUCUGAAAAGUGGAAGAUGGUCCUUCAGAUUGCCUCCUGUAUGUAGAAACAUCUGUCUUGGCUGUCUCAUUGAGUUGUAUAGUAGCUUGUAAGCUUUGCACAACCUUGGAUACUUCUUUAGAUUGUCUUGCCUCUUUUAGUUGUGAUGUAACAAUAUGUUAAUAUUGAAUUUCUUCAGUUGAAUGUGACUUUGGAGAUCAGUUAAGCAACUGUGUAUUAUCCUUGGUAAGCCUUUGGUUUUAGGUUUCACUUUUUCCUUGUUAUGCCUGCGUGUCUCAGGAUUUCCAUAUCAUCUAGUAUGGACUCUGAUUUGUGUUUUUUAUUUUACUCUUGUGUUUAUUUUUUGCUCUUGCAAGUGAGACAGUAGUUGGCAUGGUAUUGCAAAUGAGGUGAAAAAAUUUAAUGUAGGAGAUGGGCAUGUGAAUGACUAAGAAGAUUAUUAUAACAGCAGAUUAUGACAGAUUAUUAUAGCCUAUAUACUGCUUUGUGAUUCUUCAGUGGCUAAACAUUGGAUUACUGUGUGCCUUCUCAGAGCACUGUUUUCAGAGGACACUGAUAAAUGUCCUGAUAGAUUUGCCAUUCUGUAUAGUAUUUCCUCAUGUUGGAAACUACCUGUCUUACAGUAUUGGCAUCUUCAUCAUUUGCAUUUUGUUAGUCUCUCCCUUCCUCUGAUUGCAAGAAGAUGGAGUGGUUUUCCCCGUGGCAUAGCUCCAGCUUACAAGUUGACAAAGAAUUUCUUCAGACUGUUUUUACAAUUAAUUUAGAAGGAAGUAACUAAUUAGUGGUUUUCUCUAAAAGCAAAUUCUAAUAUUCAUUUGUGUAAGCAGAGCCUUACCAUGAAAACAAUAACAAUAUACCUAAAAGAAAAAAAAAGAAAAAAAAAAAGUUUGUGUGGGUGGUACAACAAAAUAAAAGGCUAGCUGUUGCCAAAGUUUAAAUUUACCACAUUGCAAAACCCCUUUCCAGUUGUUUGCUCUUAGUGUGAAUGUUUGUCAUAUGCCAGUUAUAGAAGUUGUUGUCAUACAAUUUUUCUUGUGUAUGGUGGGUUUUUCUGCCAAAUUGUUGCAGUAUCAGAUUUUUUAAUGCACAAUUACUUGACAUUUUAUCCCUCUUUUUACUAUGCCCUUUCCAAAUUUUUUUUUUUUUUUCUGCACUAAACACCUAAUAUAAAUUAGAGAUAUUAAUAAUAUGAUUAUAUCAAGUGGGGAUAUUAACCUCAAAAUAUGAAUUAUAAUCGAGACAGUACAAAUCAGGAAAUACUAACUAAGCACAGAAUAUAUAUUACAUACAGAAUACCAAAUUCAGUACAGAAUGUAUUAAUAUGUUGUGGGAAACAACACAGCUUCAGGCAACCAAUACUUAACAUCUAAUCUCUGUGGAAUCAAGGUAAGAAAUGAUUAUUCCACACUCUGACUCGUGAUUUAAGAUAUUGGUGCCAUGUAAUCACACUGUCCAUUGUAGUUUUCUUUUGUGCAGUUUGUUAACACAUAGAUGGCUCCACAAACCCUGUCACUUAGUAGUCCAUGAGUAGGCCAGCCUGCCUUCACCUGAUUUCCCAUUUCGUUGAGUUUUGAGAUUUGAUUUUGUGUUCUAAUGUUAUUGAUACCAAUACUAUUAUCAUUGAUCUUAGCAGUACUAAGAUCAAUGAAAAAUAGAAAAGAAUCUUUUGGAAAAUCAAGAAAUAGGUAGGAAUAGGUGACUAAGCAGCUGUGGAGCAUCUAUGUGUAAACAAUUGAUAAACAAAAAACAUGAUGAACUUGGCAUGUAUUUUGGCCAUCCAAGCAUCAUUGAGUUUUGAGAUUACUUCAGGUUUUGCAGAUGAUAGACUACCUCAAGUAUUGGUGGUAUUGGUUGUAGCCAUUGUUAAUUUCCCCUUCCCUCAGUGAAUUGAGAUUUUAAAAGUAUUAGGGUUAAAAUCAGCCUCUCCCUCAUAGUGGAGUAAUUAUUGUCAAUUUUUAUAUCAGUCUUUUUGUAAUAUGUUUAUUAUUUGGUAAAUUUUGCUUUGAUAGAUAGUGAAUAAAAGUAUUACUCAUUGUAGGUUUUUUAUUUAUUUAUUUAUUUAUUUUUUUUGUUAUUGUUAUUGUUGUCAAUUUUGAUGGUGAGUGCAAUAAUGAUAAUGAAAAUAUUGGCUUUAUUAUUUUUAUUAUUAUUGUUUUGAUAAAGUCAUUUGAUUCUUAGUAUUCAUGUUAUGUAAUGUACAAUGACAAAAUUAAAAAUUAAAUUUAAGUAGGACCUUUGGUGUAACCAAUUUUUUUUCCAGAAUAUAUAACAUAUGCUGUGAAGUCUUUUGUAGAAAAAAAAUUGAAAGCUAUCAUAUUUUCUAAGGGAAUGAUGAAAGCAAAAAACAUGUUGCAAAUAAUUUGUAAGUAAUAUUUCAAUCCAUUAACUUUUUUAAUGCAACUGAAUGAAGUGGUACAGUGAAAAAGUAUUUGAUUUACAUAAUUUUGGGUAAUUGUAUAUACAUGAAAUUUAUUGCAAAUUUGUAGCUCUAACAUUUAUUAGAAUUCAUUUGUUUUCUACUAAUUCUGUUGUAUUUGUAUAUAAUAAGCAAUGUCUGUACUUAAUAUUUUGUAUAUUAUUUAUAUGUGCAUCAUAACAGGAAAUAAAUGUAAUUUUUUUU